GUGUAAUGAGAAAAAGGCUUUGCUGAAAAUUCCUGCAGAAACCUGCUGUCACCGACUCUUUUGGUUGUCCAUGGCAAUCAGGCUCUUUUGGGAAUGGGGUGUUUGAGCCCUGAUGGCUCAUUAUCACAACGAUGAAGGUUCUGGGCCUGGCUUGAACCCAGAUCCCGUUUCCCAGAGCUGUUUUUCUCCCAUAACUCUGGUUAUUUUGCAGACAGCAUGAACAGAAAGGCCUUUCGGGACGGAAUAAAGCCAGGCUGGCACUACUUCGGCAGGAAGAUGGACGUGGCCGAUUUCGAGUGGGUGAUGUGGUUCACCUCGUUCAGGAACAUCAUCAUCUUCGCCCUCUCUGGACACGUCCUCUUCGGCAAGAUCUGCUCCAUGACUGUGCCACAGCACCGGGCUGUGAUGUACAUGAUCUACGGGGUCCUGGCUGUGCUGGGCAGCAUGGGGCUGGUCUACCUGAUGAUCAUCCUCUCCCACUGCCUGGUCCUCUACUCGGUGGCCCUGGCCAAGCAGAAGUGGCUUUGCUACGUGGCCGGGCUCUGCUGCCUUGCCUCCUUCAAGGUGGAACCCUUUGGCUCGUGGCAGGUGG
Molecule: messenger RNA, 592 nt
Organism: Cyanistes caeruleus (blue tit)
Lineage: Eukaryota; Metazoa; Chordata; Aves; Passeriformes; Paridae
Source: RefSeq, a predicted model, not a curated record